This is a messenger RNA of Fusarium poae, 600 nucleotides long. It is a transcript of the gene RAC1, whose product is annotated as Rho GTPase protein rac1. NCBI's taxonomy places the organism in Eukaryota, Fungi, Ascomycota, Sordariomycetes, Hypocreales, Nectriaceae. Gene Ontology annotation, molecular function: GTPase activity; GTP binding; protein kinase binding. Gene Ontology annotation, biological process: regulation of actin cytoskeleton organization; actin filament organization; regulation of cell shape. The transcript is spliced from 5 exons. The record is from RefSeq and is a predicted model, not a curated record. Gene Ontology annotation, cellular component: cytoskeleton; cell cortex; cytoplasmic vesicle. The coding region runs from base 1 to 600 and encodes 199 amino acids.
AUGGCCCAGCCCGGCGUGCAAUCAUUGAAGUGUGUGGUGACUGGUGAUGGUGCUGUUGGAAAGACUUGUCUACUCAUUUCCUACACCACAAAUGCGUUCCCCGGCGAAUACAUCCCUACGGUCUUUGACAACUACUCUGCUAGCGUUAUGGUCGAUGGCAAGCCUAUUAGUCUUGGUCUCUGGGAUACUGCUGGUCAGGAGGAUUACGACAGACUGCGACCCCUUUCAUACCCUCAGACCGACGUCUUCCUCAUCUGCUUCUCCAUCGUUAGCCCUCCAUCAUUCGACAACGUAAAGGCAAAGUGGUACCCCGAGAUCGACCAUCAUGCGCCCAACAUUCCCAUCAUUCUUGUCGGAACCAAGCUCGAUCUUCGAGAGGACGCAUCCACCCUCGAAUCUCUCCGACAGAAGCGCAUGGAGCCUGUAUCAUAUGAGCAGGCGCUGACUUGCGCCAAGGAGAUCAAGGCCUACAAGUACCUCGAGUGUUCUGCUUUGACUCAAAGAAACCUUAAGAGCGUUUUUGAUGAAGCUAUCCGGGCCGUCCUCAACCCUCGACCCACACCUUCGAAGCAAAAGAAGAACAAGUGCUCUAUUCUGUAG